CGCGCAUCGUGCUGCGUGUGGUAUCUGGUGGUGUUAUUUAGAGUGGUCCCGAGGAUAUAUAUCGGACUACAGCGUUAUAAAUUCGUUCUCUGUUCUUAUUUUUUUAGCCAGGUGGUUUUUGUCUCACAGCAGCAGCACACCCUGUGAGCAUCAUGGGCGACCAGGCGGGGCCUGUCGCAGAGCCAGCAGCACCAGCCAUGGAGGACUCGCUGGUGGUGGCCCGGCCGGGCUCUGAGGAGCCGACCGACAUUGAGGACGAUAUCGACGAGACGCUGGGCGAGCGGCUGCUGGGGCUGACCGAGAUGCUGCCGGCGACCGUGCGGGACGUCUCCGGCAAGGUCAUCCAGGGCUCCGUCACAGGCGUCAAAGGAGCCUACGGCCUGCUGUGUUCUUCCUCAUGGAUCUUCUUCUCGUCAGCGGCCAUUUUGCUGGCGCCUCUAGUCUUCGAGAUCGAGCGCACGCAGAUGGAGGAGAUGCACAAACAGCAACAGAGACAGAUUCUGCUGGGCCCGAACGCUGCUGUCUCCGGCUCCAUGAUGUCCCAGCAGGCGGGCAUGUAGCUCCGCCUCCGCCGCUGGCCAGCGCCAGUCAGCGACGGCGCCGCUCCGCCGGCCGCGUGGCGUAGCUCGGAGGGCCCCGCCCCUCGGCGGGACGCCGGCGGCCCGGCAGACGUUGACACUCAGCACCGUCCGCCAUCGGAUGUGUUACAUCUGCGCUGCGUGACGCAGGGACUGCUCUCAGGUGCGAGCGGUCUCCAUCAUCGUGAAUUAUGAUCAGGCAAAAUUAUCGAUCAGGCGUUCGCUAGUAUCAUAUGUGUCAGACACGUGUGCCUCAGCAGUGUCUCCCGGGUACUCAUCGAAGCGGCCGCUCCAGGGUGGCGUGUCGAGUUCUGCCGACCUCUGCGCUGCCGCAUGACCUCCGAGCUGUGGCGUGUGUGCGGCCACGCGGGCCGGGCCGCGCGCCGCCGCGUUCCCUGCGUCACGGCAUCGUCACUGUGCUGUGUUCUCCCGCGGGACGGGCGCAACCCAACGGUCAUGACCCGCUGUCGGGGUGGGCGCCGCUCUGUAACGCGAUGGGUCCGUGUUCUGAGCGAGCCGGGCGGGCGCCGGCCGUGUGGGUGCUCAUGUUCCGGGGGCGUAAUGGGGCAUUCGUGAGAACUGCGUGCUCUGGGGCGUGGCCCAUUGACGUUUGCAGCUGCGAUCGAAUGAAUGACGAAUGCGAAUAAUACAUGUAGAGAUAUGUU
Molecule: messenger RNA, 1243 nt
Organism: Pollicipes pollicipes
Lineage: Eukaryota; Metazoa; Arthropoda; Thecostraca; Pollicipedomorpha; Pollicipedidae
Gene: mge
Product: translocase of outer mitochondrial membrane 22 homolog mge
Exons: 5
Coding region: 153-560 (135 amino acids)
Biological process (GO): intracellular protein transport
Cellular component (GO): mitochondrial outer membrane
Source: RefSeq, a predicted model, not a curated record